GCUCGCAGUUCGUGCUCGACCUACGGUACCUCCACGAACCAAGGCUCAGCAACAGAGACUCAGCAGGCGGAUGACUCUAGCGGCAUCGAGUACAACAUUGACGGUACCGGACACCACCGGAGUUCUUCCCGCAUGCCCGGUCCGAAGGGCCAGUGAGCCGUUGGCUGACUAUUUUGGGCGGCAACAGGUAUUUACAGAUGCCAUAGCUGCCGCCAAGGCUCAGCAGGAGGCAGCAGAGGCAGAACGUCAGCGGCUGGCCAAUGAGGCGGCAGCCCAAGCUCAGCAGACUACUGAGGCUGACGCAGCGGCACGAGACCAACGGAAUGCCGCUUGUACGGAGUCCCUGAUUCAUAGUGAAAGUCAGUGGACAACGUUCCUCCAAGGCAUGAUCUUUGUGCCUUCGGACGCGCAGGCAGAUCCGACACCGGCGGAGGCAGAGAGGACUCACCUGGCUAACUUGAUGCUGGGCAUGAUGAGAGGCAUCAUGUGGAAUAACACACUGCUGCAGGCACAUCUGCGCACGGAACGACAGCAGCGACAAAACGCCGAUCAUCCGGUGAACUUCCAUGACCGAACCAUUCACAUCCGUGAUCGGAACGGAGUGUUAGUCCCAUGUACGGUCGCGACCCCUCACACUUCGAUUGCUUGUCAUGUGGUUUCCGUUGCGAAAAUUCGCGACGCCAUUGCUCGGAAUAACAUCGAGGAGAUGGGCCUUGUAUUCUUGCAUGCUCUCCCCUCGCCGGACGGACCAGCCGCGUCACCGCCGGACCCACGCAUUUCUCACCUCUUGGACGAGUAUAGAGGCGUCUUCGAGGCUCCCACCGGAACUGUUCUGGAUCGGCCCAUACGUCACGGGAUCACUCUCGAGGCUGGCGCCGUCCCUCCGCGUGGAUGUAUCUACCGCAUGAGCGAAGAGAAACUCGAGGUGCUUCGCGCACAGCUCGUUGAUCUUCUCGACAAGGGCUGGAUUCGCCCUAGUUGCUCGCCAUACGGUGCACCUGUUCUCUUCGUCCGGAAGAAGAACAAAGAUUUACGGUUAUGCAUCGACUAUCGUAAACUUAACGCACAAACCGUAAAGAACGCCGGCCCUCUCCCUCGGAUUGAUGAUCUCCUUGAGCGGUUAGGCGGCGCGACGUACUUCUCGAAGUUGGACUUGAAGUCAGGGUACCACCAGAUUGAAAUCCAGCCUCAAGACCGGUACGGGCAUUUUGAGUGGGUUGUCAUGCCCUUUGGCCUCACCAAUGCCCCCGCAACKUUUCAAGCAGCGAUGACGACUAAGUUUCGCGACUUGCUCGAUCGCAGCGUCCUCAUCUACCGUGAUGACAUCUUGGUUUAUAGUAGGACAUUGGACGAGCACAUCGUACACCUUCGCGUUGUUCUGAAUCGUUUGCGACUAGCCAAGAACAAAGCGAAUCUCGACAAGUGCGAAUUCGCCARGCAAGAGCUUGAGUACUUGGGUCAUUUUGUCACGCCGAAAGGCAUUCGUCCCUUAGCGGACAAGAUCCAAGCCAUCGUGGAUUGGCCGGAACCCCGUAGCACGACGGAUGUACGCUCUUUCAUGGGUUUGGCUGGAUAUUAUCAGCGAUUCGUCGAGUCAUACUCGAAAGUGGCCGCUCCUUUGUCGAGACUUCAGUCCCCGAAGGUGCCCUUCGAGUUCGACGACGCAGCCCAUGGCACGUUCACUACGUUGAAGGCAGCGAUGCAAGCCGCACCUGCCCUCCGUAUAUACGACCCCACCCUACCCRCCCAAGUGACUACGGACGCUUCGGGAUACGGUAUUGGUGCGGUGUUGGAACAGUGUCACGAGGACGGUUGGCAUCCGGUUGAGUAUUUCUCCCAAAAGGUGCCUCUCGUCAACACUCUCGACGACGCUAGGAAGAAAGAGCUACUCGCGUUCGUCACCGUUCUCAAACGGUGGCGCCACUUUCUUCUCGGUCGUCGGCGUUUUAAAUGGAAUACGAACAACAAUCCGUUGACCUUUUAUAAAACGCAAGGCACGGUCACUAGCACGAUCGGUCGAUGGAUGUAUUACAUCGACCACUUCGAUUUUGACCCGUGGCACAUUCCCGGUCCCGCCAAUCGCGCUGCGGACGCCCUCUCACGACGGCCCGAAUUUUGUGCCAUUGUGACCACGGCAUUCGACCGCGAUGACGAUCUGCAGCCGCAUUUCGUCAAAGGCUACAAGUCCGAUCCGACUUACUCUACGCUUUACGCAGAGCUUUUAUCGGAUCACCCGCCGGCUAGCCACUAUCGGAUUUCCGACGGGUUCCUUCUCCUUCACACGAGAGGAAAGGACUUGUUAGUUGUGCCCCAAGAUCGCAUCUUACGGACUCGUCUUCUAGGCGAAUUCCACGACGCACGACUUUCGGCACACCUUGGCGUGAACCACACACUAGCACGCCUCCGCCAGCGUUUUCACUGGCCCGACGUCCUUCAUGACGUCACGAGGUACAUUGAGUCAUGUGCAAUUUGCCACCGUAACAAGGGUCGAUCUCGAGUCCCCUUCGGCGAACUGAAACCGUUGCCGAUCCCUCGGGCACCACGCCUCUCCAUUGCUAUGGACGUGACAGGCCCGUUUCCCCGCGAUCGCCACGGCCAUGACGGUAUUCUCACGGUCGUUGACCGUUUGAGCAAGUAUGCUCGCUUCCUUCCUUGCAAGUAUCAUGCUGCAGCACCUGAGCUCGCACGACUCUUGCACACCGGUUGGAUUACCAACCAGGGUGUUCCGGAAGAUAUAGUGAGCGACCGAGAUACUCGCUUCAUGUCGACYUUUUGGACUKCCCUCAUGACUGAGUCCRGUACGACAAUGAAGCCGAGCUUGGCUCGGCACCCGCAGACGGAUGGCCAGACGGAACGAGCGCACCAGACCGCUCAGAUGAUGUUGCGUACGCUCAUCCGUCCCGACCAGAAAGAUUGGGUUGACCGGCUUCCCGACAUCGAGUUCGCCUAUAACACUUCGGUGCACCCGGCGAUCUGCGUCACACCAUUCGAGUUACAUCAUGGYGGAGAGAAAACACGGAUCUUCGCUGAUCUCCUUUUGCCACAGGCUGCCGACAUAGACGUCCCUUGCUCUCCCGCUUCCGUCCGGAAGUACCGGGACUUGGUGAUCAAAGCCCGCGCAAAUAUGCAAAAGGCUCAGAUCCGCAUGCAGCAGCAGGCUAACCGACGUCGACUUCCAUUUCCUUUCCGCGAGGGAGACCUUGUUUGGGUCCUCUCCGAGGAAUUUGCGCUCGAGCAGGAUGUUUUGCGCAAACUCCUUCCGAAAUGGUUCGGACCAUGGGAAGUCACUUCUGCCGUUGAAGACGAUCCCGCAGGUCCUUCCUUCGUGAUCAACAUUCCACCGCACCUGGUAGUGCAUCGGGUCUUCCACGCAUCGAAGCUGGCCAUCUACACGCCACCUUCAGAUGACGAGUUUCCCGGACGUCGAUCACAGGAUCCGCCCUCCAUGGACAGACAUCAGGAAGUGGACCGAGUCAUCACGCACCGCAAGUAUGGCAACAAGCCAAUGCAGUACAAAGUCACAUUCAAGCAAUGUGCGCCUGACGACACUCGGUGGAUCUCCAGUCCCGAUUUGCAGACUUCUGCACCCCUUAUCUUCGCCGACUAUGAGAAGCGACGCCUUGCUAAGGACGCAGCUCGUCCCGCCCGACCCACCCCGGUAUCGGACAGACAACUCCGCCCUCGCAAGUAGCUCGGUCUUUUAUGAGGGGGAGUGUGCUACAUCUUCGACGCCACACGGGUCCUACCGGAC
This is a messenger RNA of Chara braunii, 3751 nucleotides long. The record is from the annotation of a GenBank genome assembly. Lineage: Eukaryota; Viridiplantae; Streptophyta; Charophyceae; Charales; Characeae.